Messenger RNA from Boeremia exigua, 1808 nucleotides. RefSeq lists its product as uncharacterized. Bases 178 to 1485 code for a protein of 435 amino acids. The record is from RefSeq and is a predicted model, not a curated record. The transcript has 2 exons. Lineage: Eukaryota; Fungi; Ascomycota; Dothideomycetes; Pleosporales; Didymellaceae.
CCCGAGCUAGAGCGCCCCAACCACCCCGCGUCUAUCAGCGCAACACAAGUAAUCGCGCGUCAACGCCAUCGGAUUUCAUUAACAUUACGGUCAUUACAGCGACUUGAGACAGCGUGCAAUAUACCAAAUCGUUCCUUCCUCGGGUAGCUUCGUGCAUUCCCGCGUCCGAGCUUCAUCAUGUCGCCUGCACCAAUCACGCAGGACGCGGCUGCCUCAGCGUCUCCGCCACCAACACAGUCGACACCACAGGCGAUAGCUCCAUCAGCUCAGCCUGUGUCAAGUCAUUUCGAUGACAUCUUCCACGCCAAGUUUAUGAAAGUCAUCAACGAUUGGAAGAACGAUCCUGCUAGGGGCAGCCUCACUCAAAAAGACCGUAAGACUUUCAUUGAGAACGCGUACAAUGAGACCGAUGAGCUUUACUUCGCUCGUCGCCAGCUCUCUGAUCAGGAGAUCAAGCUUCGUGCUCUCACCAAAGUCUUCUAUAAGAUCCUUGCCGAAGAGCCGUGGUCAGAGGACUGGAUCCGUGCCCCAGACGUCGAGCGCAAGCUUUCCCGCUUUGAAAUGCACAAAGAUUCCAUCGAGUUGGCAUCCAAAUUCAACGUUCCCACCCCCAGAGAAGCUGUCCGAGCUGCGCGCGAAGCUGCUGCGACCCAUGAAGAGACCGUGAAAGAAGCUGGCGAUAAGCCAGCGAAAGAAUUGCGCAUCGAUCGUGGCCCUUGGGACGACAUUGAGAUCAUCUACAUUCCAGGAACCGUGUCUGCAGCAGCUACAAGCCGACUGAACCGCGAGGAGACGUACCCGAUUUCAGUUUCUUCCGUCGCUUCCACUCUCCAAUCCCACAUUUGCAGGGACAUGGUGCGACCGUUCUCUAUGGCUGAACGCUUUGUCAACUGCUCAGACACCAAGGAGCUUGAGGCAAUGCGCGAGUUUGCUUGUAAUGUCUGCGACUACUGCCCUCACCUUCUCGACAACGACAACGUGAGCUUGCUUGUCGUUCUUCUCAUUCUUUCCAGAUCAGACGUCUGCAGGCGCUGGGAGAACAACGGCAUUCGCAUCGAAGGCUCCACAAUCAGUCAUCGAAAGUCUGAAUGCAUGAAGAACAAGCUUGGCUGGAAUACCACCGAACUGAAAAAGCCGUUUGAUAACUUCGCGACGGAGUUCCAAACUCGUGUGAAGAACGCGUGCUUCCCAGCCCCUCGAGCUCAGCGUGGAGGUGGUCCUAAGAACAAGGGUCGCAAGUCCUCAACCCCAGCGACUCCGUCAACACCCACCGGCUAUGGUGUUCCGCCCAUCUGGGGCUACAUGGCCUCACCUCAGGUACGACAGCAACAAGGGGGUAUGAACACUGGAAUCAACGUUCCCGCGCCGCCUGUGCAAACCAUGUUCAAGCACCCGACUACGCCUGGCCAUGACUGUAUCCCCCACCCCGCGCCUUACCAGCUGGCGGCCGGUGCUACCACCGGCGAACCCAUGGAUCUUUCCUAGGCUUCCGCUGACAUAUCGUGUGUGAACUUGUACACUAACUGCAUCUUUUUGGCGUACGGCUAUCGGCUUAGGCCUGCAUUUACAUGGUGACAAUGGCGAACAAAACAGCGACGGUUUCACGGCAUUUUCUUUUCUCAACGGAUCCCCGAACAGGGCAGUGGCUCCUCACGUCUACACUAAGGACGAUGAAGCACAAUGUAUGACAUUAAUCAAUGCAAUCAUUGCCAAUACCUUGUCCUGUGCAUUUGCAAUUCGUGUUUCGUAGUCACGCUCGCUGUCAUAUGAGAAUAGGCAAACUUCAUUGCUGCGAGCCAUGCAUAGAG